This is a messenger RNA of Oldenlandia corymbosa var. corymbosa, 1214 nucleotides long. The record is from the annotation of a GenBank genome assembly. Lineage: Eukaryota; Viridiplantae; Streptophyta; Magnoliopsida; Gentianales; Rubiaceae.
AAGCCUCGUAGGUCAUGAGCAUUAUUACAUUACAACAGAAAAUCCCUCACACUUUUGCCACCUUGGAACUUGUAUAAGAAGGGAUUGCCAGUGAUGCCCUGAUUGAAAAACCAAAAACCAAAGAACCAUGAUCAAUAUCAUGGAGAAUCACCACCAAUUUCAUCAAACAGGCCAGCAAGAAACAGGAUCAGAACUUCGUAAAGGGCCGUGGCUGGAAGAGGAAGAUGAAGCCUUAAUUGCAGCCAUCUCUGUUUUGGGAGAACGACGUUGGGACUCAUUAGCAAAAGCAUCUGGUAAAAAGCCUGUUACUCUGUUUCCAUAUUCCAGGGAUCAAAAUUAAACUACUUGUUAGGCUUUUACUUCCAUUUUUUUUUUCCCUUCUUCUUGAAAAGUAGUAAAACUAUGCGACCAUGCAGGCCUGAGAAGAAGCGGAAAGAGCUGCAGGUUGCGAUGGAUGAAUUACCUGCGCCCAAAUCUCAAACAUGGCCAAAUUACUCAGCAAGAGGAGACUCUCAUCAUUCAGCUUCACAAACAAUGGGGUAAUAGGUGGUCAAGGAUUGCUCGAAGUUUGCCUGGACGUACUGACAACGAAAUAAAGAAUUACUGGAGGAGUCAUUUGAGAAAGAAAGCCUCACUUUUACGACAAGAACACACAAUCAGAAGUAAUAAUAAUCCUACAGACAGAUAUUGGGAGCAGAACAAUUCUCCAGUUGGAAUGGAAAGUCAAGAUUUCAGCGCGUCAUCGAGUUCUGACACCGGAGAUUAUUACAACAAAUUUGGUACAGAUGACAAUAAGACGAGGACAUAUACUGAGGAUUCCCGUACAGUGGAAGCCCUUUCCAGCAUAGGAUCAUUAGCCUAUUCGCCGUAUGAAAACAGGGUACUCUUGGAUUGGACUUCGUCAAACUGUUCCAGAAUGGAAAUCUUUGGUGACGAGAUUAGUUUGAUUUGGGAUAGUACAUUUUCCAUCUGGGAUAUGGACUAAAUCCCAUAAUCUCUUUCUUGCAUCUAGGAUUUUGCCAACCCUAAAUCUGAUCCUUUGUAAAUUGUACAUUUCUGUGUCAGUCAACUCUUUUUCUUAGCUUCUGCCGAGGAAGUUUUUUCCUGUCAUUUUCCUGUGGCGAAAUAAAGAUAUUUUCAAUUUUGCAAGAUUUGAAAAUGCAAAAACAAUUUGAUUUACAGUCAAAUUAUAGCGCAGUCACUGCUAGUGAUCC